AUGGCUUCAUCGUAUGGACUCUACGGGAUCAUAGCAGGCGGAGUCGCGGCUCUACUAAUACCAAUCCUACUCUCCGUAGCCUUAAACGGAAGCAAGAAGGGGAAGAAGAGAGGCGUUCCGGUGAAAGUAGGCGGCGAGGAAGGUUACACGAUGCGUCACGCUCGAGGUCCCGAUCUCGUCGACGUUCCGUGGCCAGGAGCUACAACCAUGGCUGCUUUGUUUGGGCAGGCUUGUAAAAAGUAUUCGAUUUCAUUAUAG
Molecule: messenger RNA, 258 nt
Organism: Eruca vesicaria subsp. sativa (arugula)
Lineage: Eukaryota; Viridiplantae; Streptophyta; Magnoliopsida; Brassicales; Brassicaceae
Source: the annotation of a GenBank genome assembly